Messenger RNA from Gastrolobium bilobum, 1079 nucleotides. RefSeq names its product microtubule-associated protein RP/EB family member 1A. Gene Ontology annotation, biological process: regulation of microtubule polymerization or depolymerization; spindle assembly; protein localization to microtubule plus-end. The record is from RefSeq and is a predicted model, not a curated record. The transcript is spliced from 8 exons. Lineage: Eukaryota; Viridiplantae; Streptophyta; Magnoliopsida; Fabales; Fabaceae. Gene Ontology annotation, molecular function: microtubule plus-end binding. Bases 138 to 968 code for a protein of 276 amino acids. Gene Ontology annotation, cellular component: microtubule plus-end; microtubule organizing center; cytoplasmic microtubule.
UCAGACCCACUUAAGAUUUCGCUCUAACGUCUUCAAAACACCCAAGUUUCCUUCUUAUUCUACUCAAUUCAGUCCCAUUCCCCCCCCCCCCCCCCCCCCCCCCCUCUUUCUGGGUCUCUCUAAGGUUGUUGUCGGAAAUGACGUCGAGUAUAGGCAUGAUGGAUAGUGCUUACUUUGUCGGCAGGAAUGAGAUUUUGACUUGGAUCAACAACCGGCUCCAGCUCAAUCUCUCGCGCAUUGAGGGGGCAGCAUCUGGUGCUGUACAAUGCCAGAUCAUGGAUAUGACUUAUCCAGGGGUUGUUCCAAUGCACAAGGUGAACUUUGAUGCAAAGACGGAGUAUGAUAUGAUCCAGAAUUACAAAAUUCUGCAGGAUGUGUUCAACAAGCUGAAAAUUGACAAGCAUAUUGAAGUUAGCAGGCUUGUUAAAGGCCGACCUUUGGACAACUUGGAGUUCCUACAAUGGCUGAAACGUUACUGUGAUUCUGUGAAUGGUGGCAUUAUGAAUGAGAACUAUAAUCCAGUGGAGCGAAGGGUCAAGGUUGGAAAGGACCGCAAUCUUAAGUGUUCUACGAAGAGCUCAAAGUCACUGCAAACAAAUAGUAUGAAUAAUUCUGGUUCAGGCGACAAACUCGGUCCUAAUAUAACCUCUGUGGCCAAGCCAUUCAGGUCAAUUGAAGCAGAAGUUGGGGCUAAUUCUUCAGUAGAGAUCCAGGCUUUGUCCAAAGAGAUUACUGAUCUCAAAUUUGCAGUGGAUCACCUGGAAAAAGAAAGAGACUUUUACUUUGCAAAACUACGAGAUAUAGAAAUUCUUUGUCAGAUUCCAGAAGUGGAGAAUGACUAUAUGUCUGUAGCAAUUAAGACGAUUUUAUAUGCUGAUGAUGCAAACGAAUCAGCAUUAGAUGAAGCUCAAGAUUACCUUAAUCAAACUAUGAACGGUGUCGGAGCUGAAGCAGAAAUUGAAGCCUGAUUACUCACAAAACUAGUUCCUUGCUUGUUUGCGUAAGAUAUUUGGCAAACUCUUUUUUAAACAAACUCAGUGCUGAGGCCGUAAAGUGCCAUAUAAUGAAUGUUGUUUGUC